Molecule: messenger RNA, 516 nt
Organism: Hirsutella rhossiliensis
Lineage: Eukaryota; Fungi; Ascomycota; Sordariomycetes; Hypocreales; Ophiocordycipitaceae
Exons: 4
Coding region: 1-516 (171 amino acids)
Biological process (GO): protein phosphorylation; regulation of mRNA processing; spliceosomal complex assembly
Molecular function (GO): ATP binding; protein kinase activity
Source: RefSeq, a predicted model, not a curated record
AUGUCAGCACCACCGGUCGAGUACGAGUAUAUCCAUGGGGUAGAGCAUCUCAGCGACUAUCGAAAGGGCGGCUAUCAUCUAGUUCACAUCAACCAUCGACUUGACAAACGCUAUGGCAUAGUGUACAAGCUCGGGCACGGCGCAUUCUCCACUGCCUGGCUCGCUGUCGACGAGAAGACGGCAAAAUAUGUCGCCAUCAAACUCAGCACAGCAAAGGCAGAUCGCAAUGAGGUUGAUAUUCUCUCUCAGAUCACACAGAGCACAAGCAGCUGCAGCACCGGGCAAGACAAGUCGUCACUACUUCCCGUGGUUCUUGAUCGAUUCCAAGUUCGCGGGCCCAAUGGCACUCAUACAUGCCUCCUUGACGUUGCCAGAUCUCUUGCUGGGCAGCUAGCCAUUGCCGUGUCCCUCGUCCAUGCUACAGGGUAUGCCCAUGGAGAUCUUCAUCUCGGCAAUAUUCUUUUACAGCUGCCCUCAUCCCUCAAUGCGUUUUCCAUAGAGCAGCUCAGCAACUAA